Messenger RNA from Poecilia latipinna (sailfin molly), 1207 nucleotides. It is a transcript of the gene vps37ba, whose product is annotated as VPS37B subunit of ESCRT-I a. Bases 91 to 948 code for a protein of 285 amino acids. Gene Ontology annotation, cellular component: ESCRT I complex. Gene Ontology annotation, biological process: ubiquitin-dependent protein catabolic process via the multivesicular body sorting pathway; protein targeting to membrane; protein targeting to vacuole. The record is from RefSeq and is a predicted model, not a curated record. Lineage: Eukaryota; Metazoa; Chordata; Actinopteri; Cyprinodontiformes; Poeciliidae. The transcript is spliced from 4 exons.
CACUACUUCCUGUUAAGGAAGCGCAGUCAGCUGUCACAAUCUGAGAGGCGAGAAGAGGGAGCACAGGCGAGAAGAAACACAAAAGCCAAAAUGUCCAGCUUUUCCACCAAGUUCGGCGGCUACACGAUGACUCAGCUUAAUGAAUUUCUAGAGGACGACGAAAAACUCUUAAAAAUGGUUCAGGAGAUGGAUGAGGUCCAGGAGGUCCAGCAGAACAAGGAGAAGACCCUAGCCAAUAACCGAACCCUGGCCGAACAAAACCUGACCCUGCAGCCCCAACUGGAGCACAAGAAGGAGCAGCUCACCAAGACCUACAGCUGCCUUCAGGAGAACUUUGAGUCCUAUCAGCUCCGCAAGUCCAAGCUAGACCACAAGUCAGGAGCCACCUCCCUGGACAUUCUGCUGGCCCUGCUGCAGGCAGAGGGAGCCAAAAUAGAAGAAGAGACAGAGAACAUGGCUGACUCUUUCCUGGACGGUGACAUGACCCUGGACGCCUUUGUCGAUUCCUACCAGAACAAGAGGAAGCUGGCCCACCUGAGACGAGUGAAGAUUGAGAAGCUGCAGGAGAUUGUUCAGAAGGGCCAGCACCUCCUCCUCCCACAGGCUGCUGCCGCGCCCUCCUCCCGACCUCAGGACUUGCCUGCCGUGUCCUCCCUUCUCGCCGACAGCAACAGCAGCAACUCCUCUCCGGUUGCCCAGCCCAGAAGGAAACCUCCCGCCCCUCCAUCCCAGCCACCUCCUGUUCUAAGCUCAAUUCCAACCGCUGCCCCCCAGCCUCCUUUCUUCUGCCCGCCGUCUCAGUACCCACCCAUCCCUCCCAGAACAGGGCAGCCCUUCCCCAGCGUCUCUACCGGAUAUCCCAGCUCCUAUAUCUCUCAGUACCCUCCUGCUUUGCCUCAGAGGCCCCCGCCUCGCUUGGCCCCGCAGCCUGGGUUCAUCAUUCAAUAAGCUCAAAUUAAAAAGAAAAAAAAAAAAACAUCCCUUUAGAGGUUCUAGUGUUUAUUACAAACAUUUAACAACUGGAACUCCUUCAGAGAACAAUGUUUCUUAUCUCAUCCGCCUUCUCGGAUUACGCCCCAAUCUCAACACCAGAAAGGAAGAUGCACAUGGGUUGGUCUGGGUGCGUUCAUAUAAGGCAUAUCUCCUAUAACCUGUGUGGAUUACUACUCGCUCCCAUCAGCAGCACUCCCAUCGAAAGUUAAGAAAC